This is a messenger RNA of Chiroxiphia lanceolata (lance-tailed manakin), 998 nucleotides long. Its product is annotated as zona pellucida sperm-binding protein 4-like. Bases 1 to 909 code for a protein of 302 amino acids. Gene Ontology annotation, biological process: prevention of polyspermy; binding of sperm to zona pellucida. Gene Ontology annotation, molecular function: structural constituent of egg coat; acrosin binding. Lineage: Eukaryota; Metazoa; Chordata; Aves; Passeriformes; Pipridae. The record is from RefSeq and is a predicted model, not a curated record. Gene Ontology annotation, cellular component: egg coat. The transcript is spliced from 7 exons.
AUGGGUGUUGUAGGACAGUCUGGGGCUGCAUUGGGUGCUGUGCUUUUCUGGGUGUUUCUUGGUCCCCUAGCUUUGGUUAUGGGGGCUCGUAGUGUUUUUUCUGACCCCACCCUGCUGAUUUGUGGCCAAGAAAGCUUACAGCUCACCUUACCUCUGGGCUGGGAAGGGAAUGCUUCAUUGGUGCUGACUACUUGGGAUACUGAGGGGAAGGCACAUGCUCUGCAGAAUGACUCUGACUGUGGGCUGUUGGUAUCUGAGACUCCAGAUGGCUCCAGGAAAGUAUUGGUUUCUUAUACUGGCUGUUAUAUCUUUGAAUGGAAUGGCCAUUACCUUCUGCUGGUUGGGCUUGAAGGAACAGAUGCUGCUGGGCAAAAGGUUCUUCAUGAAGAGAUGCUGCUCAGGUGCCCUGUGGACCUUCCUGCCCUAGAUGCUCCAAGCAGUAGUGUCUGUUCGGCCGUUCCCAGCCAGGACCGGCUGCCGUGUGCCUCCUUGCCUGUCAGCCAGGGAAACUGUGAAGUGCGAGGCUGCUGCUAUGACCCUAGAGACAGGGUAAAUCCUUGCUACUUUGGUAACACAGUGACAGCUCAUUGCACACCAGAUGGCCAGUUUUCCAUUGCUGUUUCUCGGGAUGUGACCCUGCCACCCAUUGUCCUGGACUCCGUGCAACUGGCCAGUGGACACAGUACUGGCUGUGUUCCUACUGUGAAAAACAAUGCAUUUGUUGUGUACCAGUUCCCACUCUCUGCCUGUGGCACCACUUUUCAGGUGACUGGAGGCCAGGCCAUAUAUGAGAAUGAAUUGGUGGCAUCCAGGGAUGUGAAAACUGCAAGCCUUGGCUCUGUCACUAGGGAUAGCACUUUCAGGCAGGAGGUACGUUGCCUGUCCCACUCAGUGUCGGGGUUAUGCUGAGCUCCUGGGGAUUGACAACAGACUUCAAGGUAAAGUUCUGCAAGAUGGUGGCUACGAGUAAGAAUAUCUCCAUCCGUGCCAAGCCCUCU